AUGCAAUUUCCAACAGCAAAACUUCUUAUCACCGGAAUUUUUGUGGUACUUGGAGGUGGAUUUAAUUUUGGUUUUCAAGUAUCAAUUAUCAAUCCGUUGGGUAAACCGUUGCAACAAUUUUUAGCACAAUCUUUGGAAAGCCGUUAUGAUAUAAAAUUUUCGGAAUUAUCAAUACGAUUAUUUUGGUCAUUUGUUGUUGGCAUUUUAUUCGUUGGUGCGAUUAUUGGUGCUACAGUAAUACCAACGGUAAUUAAUCGUAUUGGAUCGCGACGAUCAUUUAUUAUUAUUGGAAUUUUAAUGAUUAUUGCUCUUUUCUUUUCUCCCUUAUCACAAUAUACAAAUAUUGCGGAAUUAUUUAUUCUUUCACGAUUUAUCGUUGGUAUUUGUAUUGGUAUGUGUACAACUGUACAAGGUGUAUUUUUAACUGAAAUUAGUCCAGUUUGUUUUCGUGGCCUAAUGGGUACAUUAACUGGCCUAUCCACUAAUAUUGGUGCAUUGCUUGCAUCGAUGAUUAGUUUGCCACAAAUUUUUGGUACCAAUAAUUUAUGGCCAUAUGGUUAUUAUAUGGAAAUGAUACCAUGCUUAAUGCUUAUAUUCUAUGCUAUUUUCUUCCUUCAUGAAAGUCCAUUAUAUUUUUUGAAACGAAUGGAUGAAAAUGCUGCAAAAAAGGUCUAUGAAUUUUAUAAUGGAAAGAAUGAACAAACUGAAAGAUUGCAAAUACAACAAAGGAAUGAAAAUGAAAUAAAAGAAAUUAAUUGGAUGAAACUUUUGCAUGACAGAGCAGCUAGUAGAGCGUUAUAUCUCUCAAUACUUUUGAAUUGUACGGUAAGCUUUAGUGGUAUUGUUGCAAUGGCAUUUUUUGGUACAAUUCUUCUUAGCUCAACUGGUUUUACACCAACCGGUGCAUCAUUGGCAAAUUUUCUUGCCGGAUUUGCUGGUACCAUUGGAAUUCUUAUUCAAGCUAUUACCAUUGAUAAGAUUGGACGCCGUUUUUUGCUUCUUGGAAGUUUGAUUAGCUUAACGGUGGUAAAUAUUGGAAUGAUGAUAUUGAUUUGGACCUUUCAACAAUAUCGCUACACCUGGCUUGGCUAUUGUUUUCUUUUUCUCUUUGCAUUAUUCUUAUUCCUUUUUAGUAUUGGUAUUGGUCCAAUUGCAUGGUUUAUUGCAACCGAAUUAGCUGAACCACGCUUUCGUGCUCAACUUCAAUCAUUAUCUAUUUCGGCACAAUAUAUUACCUGUUUUUUAUGUCCUAUUAUUUACCUACCAUUGGAGGAAUUAAUUGGACCAUUUAGUUUUCUCAUUUUUAUCAUUCCACUAAUCACUACAACAUUUGUCUUCUAUUACUGCAUGCCGGAAACUCGUAAUCGUAAUUCGGAAGUAAUUCAUCGUUUGUUGGAAGGCAAAAAUUAA
Cercopithifilaria johnstoni is the source of this 1410-nucleotide messenger RNA. The record is from the annotation of a GenBank genome assembly. NCBI's taxonomy places the organism in Eukaryota, Metazoa, Nematoda, Chromadorea, Rhabditida, Onchocercidae.